Durusdinium trenchii is the source of this 466-nucleotide messenger RNA. NCBI's taxonomy places the organism in Eukaryota, Dinophyceae, Suessiales, Symbiodiniaceae. The record is from the annotation of a GenBank genome assembly.
AUGUGGGAGCUGGCGUGGGUCGAUGAGGAUGUAGAGUACAUCACUGGUGCCAAGUGGCGGCUCCCCCGUGGUGACAAGUGGAAGAACCUCUAUGCGCUCUCAAUCCCCCACGUGAUUGCACGAAACCCCAUCUACAUCAACUGCACUGGUUCAAUCGCAAGUUCGCACAAGUACGUAUGGGUGCGCGACCAUCGGUUGGAGGGUUGUCCAUGGGAUCCAGAGCUCAUCGAGUACCGGGAGACUACUGGGCGUUUCAAAAGCAUCUUGCUCCGCUCGGUUCCUGCCACCCCGAUUUUGAUCACAUGGAAAAUGCUGCCGAAUGAUGACAGGACCAAGUGGCUUGCCCAGGUUUUCUUUGCUGCCUCCGGCAAUCAGCUCGGAGUUGUGAUUGUGCCGGCUGAGCACGAGGGCCGUCUCAUGGUGACAGAUUUGACCCGCAUGCUGAAUGAGAACCUGUCCAACACAG